Molecule: messenger RNA, 654 nt
Organism: Cucurbita moschata (crookneck pumpkin)
Lineage: Eukaryota; Viridiplantae; Streptophyta; Magnoliopsida; Cucurbitales; Cucurbitaceae
Product: chromosome partition protein Smc-like
Exons: 2
Coding region: 1-654 (217 amino acids)
Source: RefSeq, a predicted model, not a curated record
AUGGAAGAAACCAUCAACCUAGCUUUGGAUGACACAACAAAUGGAGGCAUCCUCUUGAUGGCUCAAAAUGAAGAGUCGAACACAAAAGGAGACGGUGGUGCAAAAGAUGACAGCGGUAGUCUUAAGGUGGUAGAAUCUAUCAGAAAUGUUCUGAUACGCAGCAAAUUUGGCAAAAUCGCGGUAUCAGAGACGAGAAAAUCGAAGAAUGAUGAACAACCGAAGAAUAGAGAACUCGAGCUCGAAGAGAGAGAGCUCCAAUGGUCGAAAAAGCAAUUUGAGGGGAAGGAAAAGAAUGAGAAGAUAAUCUCUGAUCUUACGAAGAAAGUUGAAGAAGUUGUGAAGAAAGAGAAAGACCUGUUCAUGAAGAUUGAGGGACUAGUGGACGAGCUAGUGAGGGAGAAGAAAGAUAUAGAGAUGUUAACUCAACAGAGAGAUUUAGUUGAAGUGAACCUGGAUCAAGUCCAACAGAAGGUAGUGAAUUUACGACACACGAUUGAGACACUCAAUCAUGAUAAAACCAAAUUGGAGGAAACAAGAAUGCUAGCGGUAAAGGUCACUGUGGACUUACAAAGAGAAUUGAGUAAACUGAAUGAAGCCGUGAUGUUUGAGUCAAGCGUGGCUGAGAACUGGAGAAAUGAAGAGUUGGAGCCUUAA